Closterium sp. Naga37s-1 is the source of this 3942-nucleotide messenger RNA. The record is from the annotation of a GenBank genome assembly. Lineage: Eukaryota; Viridiplantae; Streptophyta; Zygnematophyceae; Desmidiales; Closteriaceae.
AUGCUCCCUUUUCCCCUGCUGUCAUCCUCCAACUGUCAUGCACGGCAGGAGCAAUACCUCUUCCUCGCCGCUCUCGCCUUCUUCUUCCUCGUCUCGCUGCUGCAGCUGCGAGUGACAUGGGUGGAGAAGCUCAGCGCCGUGGACCUGCCACCCGAGGGCUUUGCUGCCCUUGCAAAGACCGGACAGCCAAUCGGGACGAAGCUGAGUCAGCGUGCCAUGCUGGCAUACACUGCAGCUGACAUUGCUGCUCUCCACCGCGCCAUGAAGGAGGAUGCAGAGCAGGUGCGGCAGCAGCUGGCUGCAGGCAUGGAGGGGGUGGCGCGGGAGGUGGGGCAGCUGCGCCAGGCAAGCAUCAAGGCGGCAGGAGACGCGGGGCAGGUGCUGAGGGAGGGGCAGGAGGGGCUGCAGCAGCUGCAGGCGGAGAUCAAAGAGCUUAAAGCCCGCGUGCGGCAGCAGGGCGAGGAGCUGUCUCAGCAGAUGGCGGUUGUGGCUCGGCUGCAGGAGGGGCUGCAGCCACUGCAGGGCGAGGAGCUUGCUCAGCAGAUGGCGGCCGUGGCUCGGCUGCAGCAGCAGGCACGGCAGAAAAACGCUCGGGCUGCCGCUGCCGCCACCGCUGCCGCCACCGCUGCCGCCGCCACUGCUGCAGCUGUUACUGAAGAUGGCGGUGGUAGCAACAACAGCAGCGGUGGCAGUGGGGGGCGGGGGAGCGGGGUAUACCACCGGCCGUGGCGGAGGAACGGGUUCAGACGGUGGAAGAUCACGGACGACCGCCCGCAGUACUGGCGGCAGCGCGUGUUUGAGAAAUACGGCGCCUACGGCUUCGUCAAAUUCAGUGCAUACCGCAUGAGUGCACGGCGAAUAGCCAUAAUAGGCAUGGUGCCGGUGGACAUGGAGGGCAACACGCGCCUCACCGAUUGCACGUGGCACGGCUCCGAUGGCUCUCGUGUCCAUGGAGACCUCACAAUCAGCCUCGUGGGCAAGCAUCACAACUACAUCUAUGACGUGGCAGUGCUGCUGUGCACAUUCGACAGUGCCACCAAGGCAGCAGGCGGCCACCUGGAGGCGAGGAUAGAGCAGGAGAUACUGUACCCGUACAGAGAGGAGGCGAGUGAGCCUUUGGAUCCUCCUUCACCCCUCCCUCUCAACAUAGCAGCGUGCAUCUCCCCAAUCCACGGCAGCAUCGACGUCAGGAGGCUCCUCAAGUGGCUGCACUUCCACCGCGUGCUGCUCCCAGUGGACAGCUUCCUUCCUGCUCUACAAUACGGGAGGCAUCGUGGGCAAUGGGGAGGCGUGGGGUUCUCAACCAAUCCCUCUCUCCCUGAAACCACACUUCCCUUCUCGUCUCCGCUCUCCCUUCCCCUGCAGCCUCUGGAACCUCCUUCGCCUCUCCCUCUCAACGUAGCAGCGUGUGUCUCCCCCAUCCACGGCACCAUCGACGCCAGGAGGCUCUUAGAGUGGCUGCACUUCCACCGGGUCCUCCUCCCUGUGGACCGCUUCCUGCUCUACGAUGCGGGGGGGAUCGCGGGCAAUGGGGAGGCGGGGGCGGCGCACAAGGAGGUGCAGCGGGUGCUGGCGCCGCGGGUGAAGCGAGGCAUGGUGGACGUGACGUGGGGGUUCAGAGAGGUGCUGCAGUGGGACGUGUGGAACUAUGGCGAGCAUCUUGCCAUCCAAGACUGCAUAUACCGGACGCGCAACGCCGCCCGCUGGCUGCUCGUGUCUGACAUCGACGAGUACCUCCAAAUCCCGCCGCCCCUCUCGCUGCCAGCGCUGCUACAGGAGCACGAGUCGCUCCCGUGGCUGACCUUUGGCGCUACAGCCUUCAACGGCUCCUUCUGCUCGCCGCUACAGCUGCCACCGCAGGCAGCAGGGAGGGGGGAGGGGGAGGGGGAGGGUGGGGGAGGGGGCGAGGGGAAUGGGGGCGGGGAGGAGGGGGAGGAGGAGAGGAAGCGAGCUGCUGCGAUGGCUGCUAAUGAGGCCAAAUCUGCUUUUGCUGUGGAAAGGAUGCGGUUCAGGUGGGUGAAAUGUGGUGUUGGUGGCCCCACCCCAUGCGCUCUUCUACCGACGUCUACAGCCCCAGCCAGUGCCUGGACAAAGAGGGCUCACCCCUUCCUUACUUUCCCUCUCCCUCUCGUGCUUCCUCGCAGGUGGCCCCACCCCGUGUGCUCUGCUACAGACGUCUACAGCCCCAGCCAGUGCCUGGACGAGGAAGGCACACGGCGCUACAUCCUCGACCCGCGCCGGGUUAACACCGCCACAGCCAAUAGCGUCGCAUCCUCUCGCCCGGGGAUCAACCUCCCCGUGGAGACCGCCAGGCUGGCACGCUUCCCUGGUUUCAGCCAAUCAGGGUUCGCCACGUGUACGCUGGCCGAGCCAAGUGACAGCUGGUGGGAAAGGGAGGAGGGGGUGGCUGCGCUGGCGGAGGCGGCAAGGAGGUGUCCGGCCUUAAAGCCAUGGACGAAAGGGGCAUCUGCUGAGAAAUGCACGCCUGAAGGGAUAGCCGAGAGGUUAAGUGGAGGCAUAGACCCGCACACCCAUCUGGCCAUGCCCUUCAUGGGGACAGAAUCAUGCGACGAUUUCUAUUCGGGCCAGGCAGCAGCACUGGCAGGCGGCACCACCUUCCACAUUGACUAUGUGUUGGGAGCCACGCCCGCUGCAGGGGAGGAUCUGCUGCGGAUCCUGGCGGAGUAUGAGGGGAAGGCAAGGGGCAACGCCGUGAUGGACUAUGGGUUUCACAUGGGUGUCACGCGGUGGAGUGAGGCGGUGGCGCGGGACAUGGAGGAGGUGGUGAGGCGAGGCAUCAACUCGUUCAAGUUCUUCAUGGCGUACAAGGGCGCACUGCAGGUGGACGACCAGCAGCUACUUGACGGGUUCACUCACUGCAAGCAACUUGGCGCCAUCCCCCAGGUGCAUGCAGAGAACGGCGAUGCAGUGGUGUGGGGGCAGCAGCAUAUAUUCGACCUUGGGAUCACUGGCCCUGAAGGCCACCCCUUGUCCCGCCCUCCUGAGGUGGAGGAGGAGGCGACAGGCAGGGCCAUUCGGUUGGCGAAUGUGGUGGGGGUGCCUUUGUACGUGGCGCAUGUCAUGAGCUCAGGGGCUGCCAGGGAGGUGGCGGAGGCCAGGCGCAGAGGGCAGCGAGUGGUGGGGGAGCCGGUGGUGUCGGGCAUUGCUCUCAACGACUCGCACCUCUGGUCGCCUGACUUCAAGCACACCGCUCAGUUUGUGAUGAGUCCACCCAUCCGCUCAGCAGAGCACGUUGCAGCAGUCAAAGCAGCACUCGCCACUGGCACGCUGCAGCUGGUAGCCACGGACCACUGCCCCUUCAACUCGUCUCAGAAGGCCAAGGGGCGCCAUGACUUCCGCCUCAUUCCCAACGGGGUCAAUGGCAUAGAGGAGCGCAUGCACAUAACUUGGGAUGUGAUGGUGAAUUCGGGUCUCAUGUCACCCAGUGAUUAUGUCCGCAUCACAAGCACAGAGUGCGCAAGGAUAUUCAACCUGUACCCGCAGAAGGGCGUGGUGGCUGAGGGGUCAGAUGCGGAUGUGAUCGUGUUGAAUCCGCGAGGCAGCACCACCAUCAGCGCCGCCACCCACCACUCCCGCAUUGACACCAACGUCUACGAGGGGUGGCGCAUGCAGGUGAGUGUGGUGAAUGGAGGUGAUGCAAGAGGGGACUCUAAAGGCACCACCAUCAGUGCUGCCUCUCACCACUCCCGCAUUGACACUAACGUCUAUGAGGGUUGGCACAUCCAGAGCAACAUUGAGGUGACGGGCAGGGUGGUGUGGCAGCACGGGCGGCUGAACGUCACGAGGGGGGCGGGGCGGUUUGUCCCCAUGCGGCCAUUCGGCCCGCUGUUCCACGGCAUACAGGCGAGGGAUGCCGCCCGCCUGCAUUCUUACCAUGCCCCUGUGAGGCGAGAUGGGGAUGGGAGUGCUGCUGACGCUUAG